Molecule: messenger RNA, 1365 nt
Organism: Nylanderia fulva
Lineage: Eukaryota; Metazoa; Arthropoda; Insecta; Hymenoptera; Formicidae
Gene: POLDIP2
Product: DNA polymerase delta interacting protein 2
Biological process (GO): error-free translesion synthesis
Cellular component (GO): mitochondrial nucleoid; nucleus
Molecular function (GO): DNA binding
Source: RefSeq, a predicted model, not a curated record
CAAUCGAUUUCUCCCCUACCUAGUGUUAUGUCAGGUGAUAUAUAAACAGCGGUAUAACCUUUGGUGUUCCGAAAUGUUCGGAAUAAAUCAGUAGAAAUGUCAACACGACCGCGAUAGAUGCUCGCAAUUUUUCAUUCAACGACGUAAAUCUCUUCGAUCGGCAUUAAUUUCUCGGGCAAGUAUGGAACUUAUGCGAAAUCUCAUUGGCCGCAAGCUGACACGGUCGCUCCUGAAGCCGCCUGCAACAUGCUCGCAACAUACGCGAUACAUCAGAUUGGCAGAGGUUGGUAAAUUGGAAACGCCAAAGUUACAAGGAAAGUAUGAGGCAGGUCAAUUGAUUUUACACAGGAUUUUUGGUUAUCGAGGUGUGAUUUUAUUUCCAUGGCUGGCAAGAGUAUAUGACAGAGAUAUAUCCAAUAAAAAGGAUGAGAAGAAUAACAAUUCGAGCAAUGUUGAUGAUAAGGAAGUUAAAAGCAGAACACACACGUUUUAUCAAGUUUUAAUUGAUCAACGUGAUUGUCCUUAUAUACGUGCCCAAACAGAAGCAGUGACAUUUCUGGGUAAUCAUGAGAGUAGUCGCAGCUUAUAUGCUAUUCCUGGAUUAGAUUACGUUGCUCACGAAGAUGUAUUACCAUAUACUACAAACGAAAAGGCAGCAUUGCAACAUGAACUAUUUGACAAAUUUCUAAAUUAUCAUCCAGGCAAGGAACCAUGCUUUGUAGCACAAGAAACCCUUCGGGCAUGGCAAAAGAAGAAUCAUCCAUGGCUUGAGUUGUCAGAUGUACAUAAAGAAACGACUGAAGAUGUUCGAAUUACUGUUAUACCAUUUUAUAUGGGUUGCAGGGAGAGCCAGGCCACUUCUGUAUACUGGUGGCGCUAUUGUAUCCGGUUAGAAAAUUUAGGUGAUUUGAGUGUGCAGUUACGUGAAAGGCAUUGGAGAAUAUUUAGUCUAUCAGGUACAUUAGAAACUGUCAGAGGAAGAGGUGUAGUGGGUCAAGAACCUGUGCUAUCAAAAGCUUCACCUGCUUUUCAAUAUAGUAGUCAUGUGAGUUUGCAAGCUCCUAGUGGUCACAUGUGGGGAACAUUUAGGAUGGAAAGAGAAGAUGGGCACACAUUUGAUUGUAGAAUACCACCAUUCUCUCUAGAAUCAAAAGCAGAAGAAACGUCCACGCCUAAUGUAGAAAUCUGACUUCUCAGAUGAAAACAGAAUGAGAUAAUUAUAAGUGACUAGUUAGUUAAACAUAUAACAAUUCUUAGGUAAAGAUGCAGAUUCAAGUGCAAUCUACAAAUGGAUAAACUUAAUUAGUGAAUUUUGUGAUAAUUUUUAAAUCAAUUUUCACAUGUUAAAUUUAAUAAAAUUAAAGU